Messenger RNA from Agelaius phoeniceus (red-winged blackbird), 2064 nucleotides. The record is from RefSeq and is a predicted model, not a curated record. NCBI's taxonomy places the organism in Eukaryota, Metazoa, Chordata, Aves, Passeriformes, Icteridae.
CCCCCGCAAAGCUAAGGGGUUGUUCGGUGAUGGAGGGGGCGGUCAUGGGACCGGUUUGAGGCUCCCCAAAUCGCCGGAGGGGCGGCAGCAGCAGCCUGGGGAAGCUCUGGGAUUGGGGAUAUGGACCCCAACGCUCCCCGCCCUAAAAAAAACCCCAAAAACUCCCCAAAAUGGGGGCUCGGGGCUUCUCCUGAGGGAAUUCCCUUCUCCCUCUGCAGCACUUUGAGCGGAGGAGCCGGAACGCGCAGCUGAGGCAGGAAAGUUUUCCCUUGGCGGAAGGAGCACAGCCCGGGCCAUGUUCUCCAAGAAGAAGAAGCGCGUGGAGAUCUCGGCGCCGUCCAACUUCGAGCACCGGGUGCACACGGGCUACGACCCCUCGGAGCAGCGCUUCACGGGGCUGCCCCGCCAGUGGCAGGGGCUGCUCGAGGAGUCCGCCCGGCGCCCCAAGCCCCUCGUGGACCCCGCCUGCAUCACCGCCAUCCGCGGGGCCCACAAGCCCAUUGUGCGCGGCUCCAAAGGGCCCCAGGAUGGGACCCCCGGCGGCCGUGACCGGACCCUGGCGUGGCUCCUGGACGAGCUGGCGGCCGUGUCCGUGUCCCGCUCCAACUCCCUGCGCCGGGACAGCCCCCCCUGCCCCUCCCCGGAGAACGGCCUGGCCCCGGGCCCGCCCCCCCAGCCCCGCCCGGGCCCCGCCCAGCCCCGGCCGGACGCCCCGGCCCGCCCCCACCCCGCCCCCGGGGGCCGCCCCAAGUCCAGCUCGGCCGGGGAGGGGCCCCCGCGGCCCCCGGCCCGCGAGCAGCGCCCGCUCUCGGGGCCCGACCUGCGGCCCCCCGACGGCCCCGGCGCCCCCCGCGAGGGGCUGAAGACGGCGCCAGGACGCCCCUUCCACACCUACCCCCGAGCUGACACCGACCCCGGCCCGGGGGGCAGCGCCCAGGCCGAUCACCCCGCAGGACGCCCUCAGGAGGUGCCCCCCAACGGGCCGCUCCCCACCUCGGGAGGAGCCCCCCAAGCCCCCAAAGCCCCGGAGCCUCCUCCUCCUCCUCCUCCUCCCCCGGCGCCCCCGGAGCCCCCGGCCCCGCGCGGGCCUGGCCCCGCCGUGCCCCAGCGCGUGUCCCACGAGCAGUUCCGGGCGGCGCUGCAGAUGGUGGUGGACCCCGGGGACCCCCGCUCCUACCUGGACAACUUCAUCAAGAUCGGCGAGGGCUCCACGGGCGUGGUGUGCAUCGCCACCGUGCGCGGCUCCGGGCAGCUCGUGGCCGUCAAGAAGAUGGACCUGCGCAAGCAGCAGAGGAGGGAGCUGCUCUUCAACGAGGUGGUGAUCAUGAGGGACCACCAGCACGAGAACGUGGUGCAGAUGUACAACAGUUACCUGGUGGGCGACGAGCUCUGGGUGGUGAUGGAGUUCCUGGAGGGCGGCGCCCUGACCGACAUCGUCACCCACACCAGGAUGUCAGAGGAGCAGAUCGCCGCCGUGUGCCGCUCGGUGCUGCGCGCGCUCGCCGUGCUCCACGCCCAGGGCGUCAUCCACCGCGACAUCAAGAGCGACUCGAUCCUCCUCACACACGACGGGCGGGUGAAACUCUCGGAUUUUGGGUUCUGUGCCCAAGUGAACAAGGACGUGCCGCGGCGCAAGUCCCUGGUGGGGACCCCCUACUGGAUGGCCCCCGAGCUCAUCUCCCGCCUGCCCUACGGCCCAGAGGUGGACAUCUGGUCCCUGGGGGUGAUGGUCAUCGAGAUGGUGGACGGGGAACCCCCCUACUUCAACGAGCCCCCCCUCAAAGCCAUGAAGCUGAUCCGGGACAACCUCCCCCCCCGGCUCAAGAACGGCCACAAGGUGUCCCCAUCCCUGAAGGGGUUCCUGGAGCGGAUGCUGGUGCGGGACCCGGCGCAGCGAGCGAGCGCCCCGGAGCUGCUCCGGCACCCCUUCCUGGGCGUGGCCGGGCCCCCCGCCUGCAUCGUGCCCCUCAUGCGGCAGCACCGGCUGCGCUGAGAGACCCCCGCGCCGGGGAGGGACCCUCGGACUGGGGGAGAGACCCCCAGACCCCCAAACCGGGGGGAGAG